This is a messenger RNA of Parathielavia appendiculata, 1747 nucleotides long. Its product is annotated as mRNA capping enzyme, alpha subunit. The record is from RefSeq and is a predicted model, not a curated record. Bases 169 to 1350 code for a protein of 393 amino acids. Gene Ontology annotation, cellular component: mRNA capping enzyme complex. Gene Ontology annotation, biological process: 7-methylguanosine mRNA capping. NCBI's taxonomy places the organism in Eukaryota, Fungi, Ascomycota, Sordariomycetes, Sordariales, Chaetomiaceae. The transcript is spliced from 2 exons. Gene Ontology annotation, molecular function: ATP binding; mRNA guanylyltransferase activity.
UCUGUCCACAUUGUACUCAAGAAAGUCCACCCAACCAUGCGCGGAAAGAAAAGCAGCUGUGGAAUGUAAGAAGUCGAGUCGCGGUCGCUACUCAAAGCCUGCUUUAUCUCCCGCCUCGGAGGAAUCCGCCUGGCCCAUAUCAUCUAACUGCCGAAGCACCCAUCCAAGAUGGAGGAGGACGCGCAUCCCCUCCGUGACAUUGCGAACCCGGGCGUAAAGGCCCAAGGCGAGCUGCUUAGAGAGCUGCGCGCCGAGGUGUCCAACCUGCUCGGGCGCAACUCGCACAGCUUUCCCGGAGCGCAGCCUGUCUCGUUUGCCAGGAGACAUCUGGAAGAGCUGCGAAGGGAGGACUACUACGUCUGCGAGAAAUCCGACGGUAUCCGCUACCUCCUCUACCUCACCACGGACGAGAACGGCCGCGAAACCCACUAUCUGGUCGACCGCAAGAACGACUACUGGUGGUUGCACCAGCGCAACCUGCACUUCCCGCUCGCGCACGACCGCGCCGCCUUUCACACGGGCACGCUCAUCGACGGCGAGCUGGUCAUGGACGCGCUGCCCAACGGCGACAAGGAGCCCAAGUUCCUCGUGUUCGACCUGCUCGCCCUCGACGGGAAGGCCGACCUGCUGGCCAAGCCGCUCGACAAGCGGCUGGGCUACUUCAAGGAGCACGUCAUGAAGCCGUACAAGAACCUGUUUGCCGCCUUUCCCGAGGAGCUGCCCUAUCAGGCCUUUAAGGUGGAAAUGAAGGAGAUGCAGUUCUCGUACGGCAUCGAGAUGAUGUUCCGCGAGGUGCUGCCGAGUUUGAAGCAUCAGAACGACGGGCUCAUCUUUACUUGUCGGACGAGCCCAUAUCAGUUCGGCACGGACCCCCACAUCCUCAAGUGGAAGGCGCCGCACGAGAACACGGUCGAUUUUCGGCUGAAGCUAAACUUCCCCCUCGUUGAGCCCAACGAGCUCGAGCGCGCCGACGGCGUGACGGAGCCGUUUAUCGACUACGAGAGCGUGCCCGAUGCUAAGUUGUUGGUCUUUACGGGCAGCGGUGGCGGGCGGCCCUUGUACGAGGAGUUCAAGGAGCCGCUGCACCUGACCGAGGACGAGUGGGAGACGCUCAAGAGCUGGGGGGACCCGCUGCAGGACCGCGUCAUCGAGUGCAGCCUGGACGAGGAGAAGCGGUGGCGGCUGUACCGAUUCCGGGACGACAAGACCGAAGCCAAUCAUAUCAGUACUGUGAGUAGUGUUCUAGAAAGUAUCAAGGAUGCGGUGGGUGAGGGCGAACUGAUGGCGGCGGCCAAGGGGAUCAAGGAUGGGUGGAAGAUGAGGCAGCAGCAGCAGCAGAGGGAGCAUUAACGGUUUUCGGGGGGGGGUUGAGGAGGUCGUUUCAGAGCAAUGCUUCAGGGCCUAGAUUUGGAGCCAUGGCGUUAUUGGUAACCACGUUAGGGUCUUGUUCGAGUAGUUGAACCUUCUUGGGAAUGGGGUUGGCUUUUGUUCAAAGGGUAAGGCUGGGUAUGGGAGGGUACAGUGUGUUAUCCACGUGGGCAUCAAGGAGUUGCUUGGGAGAAACUGACGCGUGAAUUGGUUCAGUCACAACACAGUUCACCAAAGGCCUUACAGCAGUAUGGAAACGAGUUUAUUGGGUCAGAAUUAGACUAUCCGACCGAUCAUCAAAGCCACCUGCAACCAUUCAGGUAGGCUAUCCCAUACUGAGUCCUUCUUUGCCCUUAUCGACCUUACCAUCCCCAAAGAC